Molecule: messenger RNA, 4580 nt
Organism: Nematostella vectensis (starlet sea anemone)
Lineage: Eukaryota; Metazoa; Cnidaria; Anthozoa; Actiniaria; Edwardsiidae
Product: trace amine-associated receptor 7d
Exons: 1
Coding region: 2258-3217 (319 amino acids)
Biological process (GO): G protein-coupled receptor signaling pathway, coupled to cyclic nucleotide second messenger; chemical synaptic transmission
Cellular component (GO): membrane; dendrite
Molecular function (GO): neurotransmitter receptor activity; G protein-coupled serotonin receptor activity
Source: RefSeq, a predicted model, not a curated record
UCUUCGUCGUUCUCUGGUGUGACGGUCGCAAUUAUUUCUGAUUUUUUGUUUGUUCAUUUUGUUUUGAAUUUGCCACCCAAAAAGGUGAUCUCUAAGCGCAAGUCCCCUAUUCACGCCAAAAUCAACACAGAAAUGGCUUCGGCCGUCUUCGCCAGAGAGCGAAGAAAGAAAAUAAACUCGUUUGAUAGAAAUAAGCCCUUUCUGAUAUUAAAAAAAUCUAGGGUGAUUCAUAAGCGUUGAUAAGAUCCUUAUUUCGACAGCUUUUUUGCCUCCAAAAUCCUGUGGCGCGCGGCGAGCUUGCCGCCUCGCCUUUACUACCCUGGUUCCAGAGGCUCCAAGUUUCACUACUCACGGGCCGCGAAGCGGCGGCAACGACUGAGCGUAGCGCCGGCGCUGUUGUCUUGUACGAGCCAUUAAACAGAGAGAAGGAAUGAAGGAGACUCUGGAACCAAGGUACGCCUUAACUUACUGUGAAGAUGUUUCCAAACUUGUCGGCCCCCGCGAGUGUGUCGUAGUCCAAGUAACAACAGCAUGUCAACCAUCUGCAAGACACAAGCAGAGAGCUUUGUUUGAAAUUGCGCUUACACCAGUUUGACGGCGACAACACGAGGAGAUCCGUUGGCAACCCAUAAGCAAUCCGUUGGAAAAUUACUGACAAUCCCCUGGCAACAUAUUAGCGAUUUCCAACAUACUGCAUAAGAAGAAAUCCCUUCGCAACAUAUUAGCGAUAUGCUGGCAACUCAUUAGCAAUCCGUUGAAAACAUAUUGGCAACUCAUUUGAAAUUAUUUGGCGGUGAUCUUGCAUGAAGGAAAGUAAGGUAAUUCUUAAGAUGCUAUCAGUUACCAAGAGUUCGCAGGAUAUUCAAAUCCGCCGAGAUCGUCUAAUCUUUUGAGCGCUAUCCUAACACGGAUCUAGACAAAUCAGUACGCGGGUAUUAUCAAUGCACUUAGUAAACUACCAAAAAUCAUAUGAAACCUAGAGGUGUGUCGUGUCGAUUAGGCUAAGUUCAAACGUCGUAUUAUUCAUGAGUCGUAUUCAAUGCAAAUGCGUACAAAUGAAGAUGGGACACUCGACGUGAUUCAUCUGCAUGGCAUUUACAUUGAAUACGGCUCAUGGAUAAUACGACGUUUGAACUUAGCCUUACGUAGCGGGAGAUAAUGAAUUGAAUUGGAAGUGUCAAAAUCCUGAGGAAAUGAAAGUCUCUAAUAACGUAUAUCCAUCUUCCAGCAAAUAAUCUUCUCGUUAGUCGAGUCCAAACCCUACUUUUUGUGGAAAGAAAAGGUUAGCAUUGUACGAACAAAUUUGCUCAUUUAUAAUUGAUAAUCAUUUCUAAUAAAAAAAAAGCAAAAGCACUUAAAAUACUCUUAAUUUUCUAUUUUUUUUUUCAUAAAAUUUUCGGUGAUUUCAAUAAAUGUCGACCCAAAACAUAUCUCAAAAUCUCAUAAUAAAUUUGCAAAAUAACAGGUGUAGUUUUCUAUUAUCUCGCCAUCUAAAAUUGGCUUAGGACGAUAAAUGUCCUAAAUAUUCGAAAACCGACACGUUACAUUUGGGUAUCGACGUAAUUGUCGUAAAACAUUACUUUUAAGUAGUCCCGGACUACAUGAAGUCCAAUCGGUUCUCCGCUAACAUGAAAUAUUCUUGUGGCAUCAUUUCAAAGAAACUCUGAAUUUAGUGGAGUUCAGGUGAGAGUAUCAAUAUGAGACAAGAAAAUUAAGUUUUAUCUGCUUAUCUACGACUUGAGAUUGCCUAUUUGAUCGUCACGCCCCCGAAAGAAAUGGCUCACUUGGCGUGCGCGCAAAACAUGCCUGCCAAGAUUCAUGCGUCAAGUUCAACUGUCUGGCGGCUUUUGUUUUUUUUUAUUUAUGAACAAAUAUAGGGUCUUUGUGGCGAAUGUUUCACCGGAGUGUUAAAAUCUAGAAAUAGGAAUAAUCACUUUGCAGGAGUAUUUAUUUUAGUUAGAGAUAAGACCGCGCGCAGUCUGGGCCGAUUAUUUAUUGGCGGUGUGAAUUAUGAAGCUGGGCAAACAUAAGAGAGCGUUAACAUGCGAGACAAUCAGACUUGACUGUGAGCACAGAGCGACCUCUAACAACUUUUAGAGGAAGACACCGACGCUCUCGAACUUUCAAGAACCUUCGGAGGAGAAAAAGGUGGAAGUAGAAAGUCUAUCUCUUGAAGCUGGUCAUUAUUAUUCAUAGCCAUUGUAAGCCGUUUUUCAUAGAAUAUCGGGAGUUUAUAGCAUCAAGCCCUCAAUCCGCUAUGGAAAACGCUUCUCAAAUCAAUUCAACUAACGGAACAGAGAGUGGAUUCUUGGAGCGUUUUCUACUUCACCAAACAAGCGAAGGUCGCAUAGCACUAGGAGUUCUGGGCCUAGAAAUACUCCUUAUAAUCUCGACAAACACUUUAGUAUUUCUGCUGGUAGCACGGUACAAGGAGCUCCGCCGCAAGUCGAACUACUGCCUGAUCAGCCUCGCUAUGUCGGACGUCCUUGCCGGGCUAGUCUCGCUACCAUUAGUAAUUGCCUGUUCCACAACAAGUCAUGUCUCUAUCUGUACGACAAUGGACUUAUGCCAGCGCUUUCUCUCCAUCUCGACAAUCUUCCACCUGGUGGUUGCCACAGGCGAACGCUACGUGAAAAUACGCAACCCGCUGAAGUACAAGUACGUGGCUACGAGUAGUAGAAUUCUCGGCGUUUUAGUCCUCGUCUGGUUGUUCUCGCUGUUCGUCUCGCUCAUCCAACUAGCGUGGAUCGAUCUACCGGAUAGUAGAAGCUAUGAUCUGACGUUCACCAUUGUGUGUCUGACUUUACUUGCGUUUCUACCUUUUGCGGCGAUCGUGGGGGGUUAUGGCCACAUGAUCUAUAUCAUCAAGCAGGAAAGUAUAGCUAGGUCACUUAUGAUGUCACAAGGCGGGAAACCGAGGAAGGGCAUGCGGCGGCGGGAAAACGAGCGCAAAGUUCUACUGGUGUACUUGGGAAUGGCCCUCAGCUUCGCUCUCGGCUGGUUCCCGUACUUUAUAAUAACUCUCUUACAAGACCUUGGUAGGGUCAAACAGUUAACGUUUUGGACGUCGAUCUUCUUGUUGUCGCUUAAGUUUACCACUGCGCUUGUGAACCCGCUGUUGUAUACAUUCUUCAAAGCGGAUUUUCAGAAGGCCGUGCGAGGAUUCGUCAGAGGCGAUGACUUAAAACCGAGAACAAAGACGUUGUCUAAAGUGUGAAGCAUAUAUCAUAAAAUAAACUGCAUUCAACUUUUAUUGAACAAGGACGUUAUAAUCUCGCCAGAAGUACCAAGUGACUCGUUACUGUGAGAAGUAUCAGUUUUGCUAGGACAACAGGUGAAGACGCAAGCUGUUUUCAAAGCAAUCCUAAAAAAAAACUGAAUUUGUAUGCCUUAUGCAUCUCGCCUUCUUUAUUCUAUAGACUCGUCCCAGCAUUAGUUGUGGUUCGCUUUUACUGAUAGAAAAUGGGACAUAGUCAAAUCAUUUUCAGAACACUUUGUGUAAGAUUAAAAAGGGAAAAAAACAAUUUCCUUUAAACUGUAACAAAACGAGGAAAUACAUUUAGACUGAGAGGUUAUUUAAAAGCACAUUCAACACGAGAAGUGUAAAACUGGGUAGUUCGAGAACAAUUGAAAGAACAAUUUCCUUUCUAAUCGACAUCAGAAUGACCAAACAACAAAUCUAACCAAUAAAAUAAUUAUGCCAUGACAACUGUUUGGUAAUGUCCAAAGUAUAGUAUUAUAUAUACUGUCCAUUUAUGGACCGCAUUUCUAUCAUUACCUAUGUAUUUGUUUCGCCUCUUUACACCCGCAUCGAUUUAUCUGAUAAGUAUAUUAAAAAGAUUAGCUUAUCAGGAAAUUGCCAGUGAAUAUAUCCAAUCACGGAGUUCUAUGAUCUCUCACCAGACAAAGGCUGAAUAAGAUGGUAUGGAAACUGUGGACUACUGUAAACAGAAAUCAGAAUACUAACAAUUACGUAGCAGGCUGGAGUAAGAUUUAACAUGUAGGACAAUAUCAUUCCACAAAAUGUUCUUACAUUAUUUUGUAAUCGCAGAUACAAUAUUUUUUAAUUAAAAAAAAAACAUUUGUCAGAGCAAAUGGCAAAUGCUAUAGGCCAACCGCAGCUUAUGGGUAUAUUAUAGUUUUCCUGCAUUCAGUAAAAUAAAUGAUAAGUCGAUUGUAUUACUUCCAUUUGACUAUUGUCAGUUGCGCCCAAAUUGAAUUUUGAAAUAGGUGUAUACGUAAUAAGUAGGUUUUUAGCAAAACAAGAAAUAUAUUUAACAAAUCUGGGUAACAUAUUACUGGUUAUAUAUCAGAGUCUUUAUAGAACAGACAGCAGAAAAUGAAUUUGCUAUCAAAAAUAAGAUGCAAUCAAAUUAUACAAGACUGAAUCUAUUAUUGGCGCCAUGUCAAUAAACAGAAACUAGCCGUGAACAGUCGGUCACAUGAAAGAGCCAACAAGCUCAAACUCAACAAGAUUGUAAGAUUAAUUAAAUAGUUAUCUGUUUGCAGAAUAGACGACUUGAAUCCAUCAAGCAAUCAGACAGAGAAAAACUCGGAAAUAAAGAGUUGUUUGACGAUUA